AUGAACCACCUCCGUGAAUCCCUGCUGAGCCCCUCGCCAAAAGGCACCCCCGACCUCACUACGUUAGACAGCGCCUCUAUAGACAAGCAGGAUGUGCUAGCAGCCGUUGCCCGAGGGGAAUUUGAGGAACUCCGGGGAGUAGCCUUCUUUAAUCGAACCUGGGUCGUCAGCAACAGAUACUGUAGCAUCGGAGAUGGAGUGGAUUUUCUCGAGGAGUAUCUCCAUUCCAUAUGGCAUAUAUACUACCAGCUCGGCCGAUAUACGUCGCAUGAGACGCCCGACCACGAUCGUCUAGUCCUCGAUAUCCUCCGCAUCCAGGGACUAGGCCCGUUAACCAGGCCUGCACCUGGACUGUAUGGAAUCGAUAUCGCGCGAACAGUCGAAGGCACGCUAUGGAAUGACCUGCCUUUCUUGGUCACUGACAUGACCGACUUCUGGAUCAACAACUGCGCGUCAAUGUCCGGCACCCAUCGACUCAAUUUUGCGUCCUUCUUGGCCAAGCUGGCGUCAACCCGCGCCAGCAAGGACAGAAUGUGUCAGAUCGCCCUCAUCCUAUUCCGCACUACGUUUGAGGAUGGACGGGACCUUCGCACCACGGAGGAUCCGGAAAGCGAAGAUCUAGGACGCAGCAUUAGGAACCUUGACAUUGUGCACUUGUUGCCAGCUGCCUGUGCGUGGAUUAAGGAGGCAGGUUACAAUCUCAUUCAACUCUCGGAUGUCUCAUGGAAUGAUUGCCCAAGCACCAUUGGCCACGGUGGGCAGAAGUUCAUCGAGUCAGAAUUCGGGAAGCGAUCACCGACUGGAUUCACGCCAUGGAGAUGGAUGUACUGGCUCAAGCGACUCCAUGAAAUUCAGGAAGAGGCAAAAGAGGCUAAAGAAGAACGGCUGGAGGAGUAUGCCACGGAUGCCAUUGAAAGGAUGGUCUCAAACGUGGAGGAACGGAACUCUGAAAUUCUGAGGGCGUACCAAACCGGUGGGGAUGUCAUAUCUCAGGAUAAGCAUUUGUUAUGCCUGAAGAAUCUUGUGAAGAGCAAAAGGGUGGAGAAGGAGGAGGAGGACGACGAGGAGGAUAUUUAG
Talaromyces rugulosus is the source of this 1077-nucleotide messenger RNA. RefSeq lists its product as uncharacterized. Bases 1 to 1077 code for a protein of 358 amino acids. The transcript has a single exon. NCBI's taxonomy places the organism in Eukaryota, Fungi, Ascomycota, Eurotiomycetes, Eurotiales, Trichocomaceae. The record is from RefSeq and is a predicted model, not a curated record.